Molecule: messenger RNA, 351 nt
Organism: Ogataea philodendri
Lineage: Eukaryota; Fungi; Ascomycota; Pichiomycetes; Pichiales; Pichiaceae
Exons: 1
Coding region: 1-351 (116 amino acids)
Source: RefSeq, a predicted model, not a curated record
AUGCGUUUCAAUGUGUUGCAAAGGAUGCAUCGACAAAAAGCCCUUGGUGGCAUCCUUUCCAGCAUAUCUGAAGAUCUGAGCAACACCUCCAGGGUGGUUCUGAAUGAAUUGGGUCACAUCGUAGACGUUUUCGUUGAUUGCAAUCCAACAAUCCUCGACCUUGUUGUGCUUCUGCAAUUCCUCGUAGGAAACCACAAGCUUUGGGUCAUUUUUCAAUUGACGUCUGUUCCACAUGGUCCAUCCGGCUCCAGCAAAUCCAACGGCUCCGAGGGCCUUGAAACCUCGAUACAUCAACACCAUUUGGAAAGAAAGAUCGAGUGCAAAGUUAACUUGGUGGUGAAAAAUAAUUAA